Phytomonas sp. Hart1 is the source of this 802-nucleotide messenger RNA. The record is from the annotation of a GenBank genome assembly. Lineage: Eukaryota; Euglenozoa; Kinetoplastea; Trypanosomatida; Trypanosomatidae.
GGGAAUCCCACACAACUAUGAUAUUAUGUGGUACCGAACCUAAUACACAAGCCAAAAACGGCAAUGCGGGGGAUUUGGCCAGUUCCGACCCGCUCUCGAAUGUUUUCUGCCCUCCCCCGACCUCUUUUGACUACUUUACGGCGCGCUACUACAACCAUUAUUUGUUCGAGGAUUGCAAGAAAGUACCAGGCAAUAGCGUCCGUCUUCUACAGCAUUCCAAUGGGCUUUGCAUCUUGUGUGUGGAUCCAUCCCAUGCGGCCCUGCAGGCCCUUCGCACCGCGGCCCCAACGCUUUCCCUCCUCUCUGUGGUGUUCGGAUCCGGCAGAGGGAAUUCGAAUAUUGCCGCCGGAAGCAUCGGGGUCGUCGGGAAGAAGAAGAAGAACGCAAUCGUCUGCCAGGUAGAAACCAAGCUGUGUACUCUGAUGUUGUCCGAUGGUAGCUCGUAUUCGAUCCCGGCGUGUUUGAACGGUUUCGUGAUCGAGCUAAACGAGAAUUUGAUGGCAAAUCCGUGGUUGGUAGCGACGGCCCCAACCACGGAGGGGUUUCUUGCGGUGAUUAACCCUAGCGCAAAAAAUGAUUUUACGGGCAUGAAAAAGAUAUGGACCGCAACUGGUGGGGAUCUUUGCGUUGAAGAGCAAGAUUAAUAAUAACAGAUGUUCGGUGGGUGUUUGACGUGUACGCCAAUAAUGAAUCAGGAUUUGAAAAAGAAAAUGGUCAACGAUUUUCCUCCAAUUCCAGAGGUAUUUUUGUGGACAUUUUCACCUUCAAUUUUAUGCUACUCUAAGUAACCCUUUGAAGGAAA